Branchiostoma floridae (Florida lancelet) is the source of this 1616-nucleotide messenger RNA. RefSeq names its product TELO2-interacting protein 1 homolog. NCBI's taxonomy places the organism in Eukaryota, Metazoa, Chordata, Leptocardii, Amphioxiformes, Branchiostomatidae. The transcript has 4 exons. Gene Ontology annotation, biological process: chromatin remodeling. Gene Ontology annotation, cellular component: cytoplasm. Bases 108 to 536 code for a protein of 142 amino acids. The record is from RefSeq and is a predicted model, not a curated record.
AAAACACCCAUAAAUACACAUAUAUACGAGAAUGGUUCGGUCCCAGAUGGCGGCCUCCAUGGAUUUUUAAAAUUAAGACUUUGAAUCCGCCUCGAUCGUCAGCUGGGAUGGUCCUCGGGGGGCUUGUGCUGCAGGUGCACCAGCUGUGGCAACCCUUCACACACAGGCUGGAGGACACAGAACCACUGGUCAUUCUUAAGGCCUUUGGGACCCUGUGCAUGAUGGGAAGAGUGUGUGGUGACUUCAUCAGGAAGCGUGUCGUCAAGGAGGUGUGGCCCAAGGUCACGACCUUUCUCACAAACCAGGCCAAGAUCAGCAUAAAGGCAGGCCCAGCCUACACCCACACAGUUGCACACAGGCUUCAGUCAGCCAUCUUAGCAGGGCUGGGACCUCUCUGUCUGCAGUUGGGGGUAGGGGAGACCGAGGUGGACAUGAUCGCGUGUGCCUGUGUUCCUUACCUCAGCGCCAGGCAGCCUACAAAACUACAACAGGUAUUAAGCGUUGUGUGUUCCGAAAAUAGGUCAUACUGUACGUAGUGUGCGGGUUCAUCAUGUUGGUAAGGCACUGACUGUAGACCUGUAUACUUGCCAUACUCGUGAGAGUGGCCGUCCAUCAAGGCACUGAAUAGCAAGAUUCUUUAUUGGCAUUUCUAGCUGUUUUUCAACACUACAAAUUGCUCACCUCGAAUAUUCAGGAGGGGUGGUUUGAUUACUCUGAGCAAUAGGAACAGGUGACUUGAGUAAAGAAUGGUAGAUGCCUGGCAAGAGGUAUUGGCCCCCGUCUCUGUUAAGUGUUAGCUGGUGUGCUCUUAAUUAUGCAGAUGGCCUCCUUUACCCCCCUCAAGGCAUCUAAGAUUCUUGAGUCACGUGUCCCUAGGUCACGUGCUCAGAGUAAUAGAAUCACCACUCCUGAUGAAGGUCGACGGAUGUGUGACCGAAAAUUCAAGGUUAGCAAUUUGUUGUGUUGAAAGACAGCUUGAAACUUCAAUAUGGACUAUACUAACACAGAUGAGCUUUCAUCCUGGAAUGAAGAAGCUCUGAGGUACAUGUACAAGGAAGAAUUUUUUUUUUUUCAUUUUGCCUGUGAUGUAGUAGAGGAGUUAACACUGUCCUUUGAAUUACUCAUAGAAAAAUAAGUUUUCAUAUUUGUCUGUACAAGGUACCUGUGAUCAAGUAGUGGAGUUAGCUGGACCACAAUGUAGAAAAUUUUUUGCUUCAUUAUGGGCGUAUGACGAGAUGACGUCAUACGAGGGAAUUGUGGGCAAACCACGUGAUGAACACCGCGAGAUCUUGCGAGAACCAGAGUGAAAACUCCAGAUCUCGAACGAACUGAGAAAGAGAAGGACGUCCUCCGAGCCCUUCCGCUUACCACCGUCUUUUACGCGCCAUUUCGAACAACCGCCGAACAACUUACCUUCUCGACUUCUCCUAAAUUAUCUCCCUACACCUUUACCCUUUUGACUCCCCCCAAAUCUCUUUUUUGCUUCAUUUGUCUCACUCUGUACCAAUAACAAGUAACCUUACUCACGGAUGUGUAUGACUGGGUUGUAAUUGUCUGUACAGUGUGCCUGUGUUGUAGUAUACGAGGGGCAUUCAAUAAGUAAUCCACCUGACCCA